AUGACUUUAGGACAAUCCAACACUGAAGCUGCUAAGCAGAACCUUACUCCUGAUAUCUUUAAAUCUGACGCUGAUAAAGCUAAAGAGAGCGCCGAAGGUGGCGUGAGAGACCUUACCGGGAACUCACACGGACAUGAUGCCUUCAGACAGGACACAGGAAGCUUGACCAACGCUCUUAAACCUUCCGGUGGACAAAGUCUCACUGAACAAGCUGGACAGCAACUUGACAAAGGAGCUUCCCAUGUCCAACCUAACGAAAGUAAAUCUACCACUCAACAGGCUCGUGAUUACAUUACCCCAGGGAACGAUUCUACUGGCGCAGGUGGCAUUUUGAGUCAAGUCGGAGAAUCCAUCUCCAACGCCGCUGUAGGUGUUAAAGAUGCCGUAGUUGGAAAUCCUUCUUCCUCCAAUACCAACAACACUCAUUAG
This is a messenger RNA of Kwoniella shivajii, 429 nucleotides long. RefSeq lists its product as uncharacterized. The record is from RefSeq and is a predicted model, not a curated record. The transcript is spliced from 4 exons. NCBI's taxonomy places the organism in Eukaryota, Fungi, Basidiomycota, Tremellomycetes, Tremellales, Cryptococcaceae. The coding region runs from base 1 to 429 and encodes 142 amino acids.